This is a messenger RNA of Callorhinchus milii (elephant shark), 4056 nucleotides long. RefSeq names its product chromosome alignment-maintaining phosphoprotein 1-like. The record is from RefSeq and is a predicted model, not a curated record. The transcript has 2 exons. Gene Ontology annotation, cellular component: chromosome. Lineage: Eukaryota; Metazoa; Chordata; Chondrichthyes; Chimaeriformes; Callorhinchidae. Gene Ontology annotation, biological process: regulation of transcription by RNA polymerase II. Gene Ontology annotation, molecular function: chromatin insulator sequence binding. The coding region runs from base 590 to 2500 and encodes 636 amino acids.
GGUGUGAGGGGGAUACGGGGCCAGGCCGCGGCCUUCACCUGUGCGCGCGUGCGGUUUGUUUUGUACUGAAGCGCCUCCCGGAUGUGUGGCGGAGACACGGCGGCUCUUUCUCUCCCCACAUACACACACACACACAUACCCCCCCCACCCUCCCCCCCGAGGCGCUGUGGUUCAAUCCAACCUCAACCGACCCCCUACAAUCCCUCACUCUCGGCCUGGCCUUAUUUAUUGUCGGCCGUUGAUUCCACUGGUGCGGCUCGGUGAGGCGGCGUGUGAAUCGCAGUCAGAACUUUCUCUCGCAGUUUAAUAAAUAGAUGCUGUGGACCUGGCAGUACUGUUUGUUAAGUGGUGACACCUUUUAGCUUUGACCAUGGAAGAUGCCGCAUUUGACUUUUCAGCGUAGCUCGUGGUCUUGAGAGUUGAACACAUCGCAGGCUCAAAGCCAUUCCGGGAGAUAGUACCUUUAGAGGAUCCUGUGCACCUGUGAAUAGGGAAGGUUCGGGGAGAACUGGAAGUACGUACGGAGACGACAACCAUUUGCUGCAAAACAUUUGAGGAUUGGAAAGUUAUGAAUUGACCUGUAGCAGAGAUGCAAGCAAAGGAAUUUACAAGCCAGCAAGAAGAAAAUUCUGCUGAGUUCCACGCAAUCCAGAAACUGGAAAACAAUACUGAGAUUUGUAACGCCUCUGGAGAUUUAGUUUGUGUAAAUUGUGAUUUUAAGAGUCCCGACCAGGAACUCUUUCAAACGCACCUCGCUUCCAGUACCUCAGAACAUGCUAAUUUAAGAGAGAUAAUGAUUUACCAGAAAAGUGCAAAAUUGUUUCACUGUCAACAGUGUUUCUUCACAAGCAGAUUGUACAGGAAUGUUUAUCAUCACGUUGUAGAACAACAUAUAAAUUUGAUCAAGAAGGGAAAUGAAGAGGCUUCUCAAACAACUGAAUCCCAUGCCAGAAUAGCCCGUGGGAGAAAAAAAAGAACUUCAAAGAAAGAAUUAGAAGUACACAAAAUGAUUGAGGGGAAAAAAUCCAAGAAAGGUGGAAGAAAGAGUCUUAAACAACCAAGGGAAGCAAACACAAGUGAUCUGCAGCCUAGUAAGAAGAAACCUAGAAAACAGAAGCAUAUGAUCAAGAAGGAUUACAGUUCAGAAGAUUCCAAAAGCAGAAGUACUGAUUUUAACUGUGAAACAUGUGGUUUUCAAUUCUCUAGUGUUAAUGAACUAAAUGGGCAUUGCUGUAAGAAGAAAAUCAAGAAGAAAGUCAAUGCUCAGCAUUUUGAGUUUGAGUAUUGUGAUUAUAGUGGUCGUUACCCAAUUGAAUCUGGAUCAGGUAGUAAAUCUACAGUUUCAGGUAAACCUGAGGAGCCUGCUGAAGAAAAUAUAAAAAAGGAAGACGAGCCUUCUGAAGAAAAGAAAAAAGAGAAAAGUUUAGCAGAAAAUGUGAAGUAUGUUCGAGGAACCUUUUUCUGCAAUUCCUGCAACUUUCGUUGUAAAAGUAAAGGUAGUGCUCUGUAUCAUGUUGUUGUAAAACACAACAAGCCUUAUCCUUACCAGUGUAGUGUAUGUGGGAAAUAUUUUGUUAUUGACCAGGUACUUAAGAGACACAUGUCUGUGCACACCGGAGAACCUUAUUACAAAUGUUCCUAUUGUGAUUUUGAAUCUGAUUAUGCGAGAGCUUAUAAGAAUCAUGAAAAGCAGUGUAAUCCAGAGCUGAGAAAAAAUGCUUCCUCUGAAAAUACAGGUACUAACAAGCAACUGAAUGCAGAGGUAAAGUUGACCAAUUCAGUACCUUCCUUUGUGCCAUCUCACAGUUCACACAAGCAAGUAGAACAAAUGGAUGGAAAUUCUGUUGCAAAAAUUGAAUCAUCAAAAGCUAUUAUGUUGACAGAAUCAUCAAAAAAUGAUUCAGAACUGAAAUCUGGUAAGAUGGGUAAGAUGGAGACUUCAAAGCUACGACUUUUGGUAACUGCAAAGUGUGGGGCAGGCCAUCAAGAAGACUCAUCAUCCUCAAAAGAUAACAUUUUAACUUGUGAUAAAAGUGGAAAGAAGUCUGAUCAGCAAAGUGCAUACAAUAAACACAAACCCAUUCUUGCCCGACAGAAACAUCUGUCCUGUGGGUACUGUGAGCUGAGCUUUGGAGAUGUAACCGCACUGAGUGAUCACGUCAGUGCACUUCAUGCAGAGAGGAAAACAUUCGGUUGCGAUCGCUGUAGUGCCAAGUUUGACAGACAAGGUGAUCUGCAGCAUCACAUAAAAGUUCAUAAACAAAAUAAUUCAAAGUCUAACCAAUCUGGUGAUAUUGAUGACCGAAAACUUUACAAAUGCCAAUACUGUCCUUACAGCUCCUACCUAUUUGCAAACUACAAAAGACAUGUCAGGACAAUUCACACAGAGGAUUUCCUCAUCUUCUGCCCAUUUUGUAAGGGUGGAUUUAAUCUUCCAAGUGAGUUGAAGAAACACAAAUGUCAGCAGAUUCAAGAUGAAAAUAUACAAUCAAACCAGUAAGGGAUAGAUAUUUAAAGUGGAGAAGUGUUCUAAUCCCUUGAACUGAUAUCCCUAAUCAACCUACACCUUGAUGUCCAUGAAACUUGUCAAAGUAACAAAUAGUGUGGACCUGUCAAUUUAGACUAUCAGCUGUUAAGAUCUCUGAAAUUUUCACAAGGCUCUAAAAUACACAAACAUUGGAUAGAGCUAAUUCUGUGCUCUUACAUUUUAUUUACAAACUAAUGUGUUGUGAAAUUUGAAUUUAAAACUUUUGGAUUUCUGGAUUCAAGAUUGCAUUGUGUUUAAUGAUUGCAUCGGUUCAUUUGUGUUAAAUUGGCAUUGCUUUAUUAAGGAAUGAUGUGGCUCUUGGGCUUUUCUAACGGAUACUAGCCAAAUGUAAUUGUAUACUUAAGUUUUUCUCUUUUGAAGCAAGUCUUGGGCAUUCCAUAGAUUUUCUCAAUUUUAAACAGACAAUUUUCAAUGAAACUUAGUGGCUUGCCCAUAAUAAAGGUCCAUGUGAGUGUAAUUAGCAUAAAGUGCUUUGCUAUGUAGUUUUAAUCAUCCAAAUGUGAAGAUGUUUGUUUAUCUAGAUAGAAAUUGUAAAACAAAUUAAUCCUGUGUUUUCAUAAAAGUAGUUCACAUUUUGUUUAUAGUUACCCAAAUGUUACCUUCUGUUUGUAUGUGAAUACAAAAUUCCAGACACUACCACAUACAGUAAAUUGAAUAUAGUGAAGAAAUAUUGUUUGGUGUUUUUGAGAUUCUAACUUCAAAGAAAAGUUGAAAAGAAAGAAUACAUCUUGACUUCCAUUUUUAUAUAGUCUCUGUGUGAGAGAGAAGAUGGGUUGAAUGAAGAGUUUGCUAGGUACCGGGAGGGAAAAAAAACAAGAUGAGUUCAGUCACUAAAGAAGAAAAAUGACCCUAGGGCAUCACGUUCUUAAGCUGAAAUUGUUAUCUUUAGGAAAAAAAAGAUUGGGAAGAAGCUAUGAUCCAGAUUAAGAAUGAAGGAAUGCAUGUGUGUAUAUAAAUAUACAAUAUUGAAGAAACACAAAUGUCAGAAGAUUCUGUAUUUGACUUAGAUGAAGGAAACCCAACCAAACAAAUUUAUAACAACCUAAACCAGGAAAAAAAUUACCAGAAUGGUGAUGAUGUGGAACCAAUAACUUAACAAGUAAAAUCUUUUGCCUUUGAUAUAGUAACCUGUGCUUUACAGUGUCACGGUACACUUAUCUCUUUUUUUUAUUGUGUGAAUUACUUGUUCCUUUCAGGUGCACACUGAAAGUCAUGAUCCUUCACUUCUCAUUUUUGUCUUAAGAUUUGAGCCCAGUCAGAGCGAUCUCAAGGACUACCCACAACACUUUAUUUCUCUGAAACUAUUCUCAUUUAUUCAAACAUGUAAUAGUAAACAACAAUUUUCCUGAAUGUAGCACAGCGACACAAAAAAACUCUAGCACUUAGGUAAUACUUUAACUAUUCUGAGUUUAAACAGACUUUAAUAUAAGAUGCAAUCUUAUAAUUUAAGAACCUACUGAGCCUCAAUAAACAAAGACAUCUUGGGAAACGCAGAAGAGAUAAUUUGA